GUAUGUGACACCAUGUGUCAGAGCUAUCUUCCGAUAUAGAAGCACACAACAUAUGAGCACAACCACCCAAAAACAGGAAAAUCCUCGAAAAAAUUCCCCUCUCUCCUGAAAGUAAAAGUCACAUAAUGCAUUCCACUUUUUUCCAUAUAUAUAUAUAUAUAUAUAUAGGUGGUCAUUGAUUGCGGGUCGAGUUCCUGGACGGACUGCAAAUGAUGUGAAAAAUUAUUGGAACACUAAUUUGAUGAAAAAGACUGUUGCAGUAAGAGCGACAGCUGCAGAAAAGGGCGCGUCGGCAAACUCUGGCAGCAACAGCAAUAUUAGCCGCAGCAAGACAAUGGGGACAAUAUUCAAGCCUCGGCCCAGGUCUUUCUGUAACCAAAUCUACGAAAACAACAAAAAAAAGGACGACUCGGUGAUUGAAGAAAUCGGAAGAAAAUUUGGUGCUGCUGGGGGAACCCUCUUUCGGCUGGAUCUGGAUUUGCAAACUGACAAAAAUGGAAUUAAUCACUGGUGGGACAAUUUGGUUGAUCUUGAUGAUCAUGAAAAGGAUCCGUACUUUUACGAUGAUAAUAAUACAUGUCCUUUGUCCUUUGGUGGGGGCUCCGGCUCCGGCUCGGCAUCGAUUCUGGGUAAUGAUUUCUCCACAAGCCUGACCUGCCCUGAUCCCCAAGAUUUUUUGUUCAAGUUCGUUGAAGGGGAGGAGGAGGUGGUGGUGGAACAAGUUGGCGCCGCCUCCGCCGCCGCCCUUGAUGGUUCUUCUUCCUGCUCCGGUUUGUUAUCAUCUGAUUCUGAUUUCUGGGGUCUGCUGCUCAGUACUCCUACUACGUACUGAUCAUCAGUUUCCAUCAACCGGUGCGAUUAAUUUUCAACUUCUCUUUUCAAUGCUUUACGUAUAUUACUCUGUGUUACGUUAGGGUUCUAUUUCGUUUUGUCUUGAACUUCAGAGAAAAACCCAGAAACAACGGAGAUUCGGAUAUUCCUUCUCCCAGCAAAUGCCCUGCCAACCAUAUCCUCGUCAUGGACGUGGUUGGUAUAUGCAUUAGUUGAUGGAAUUAUUACAAACGUACUAUAUUGUUUCAAGAUUAUCAGAAUGUUAUGUGUGUUGAAGUACCUUAGUUCAAAUCUAUAUGAACCUCCGAC
This is a messenger RNA of Oldenlandia corymbosa var. corymbosa, 1140 nucleotides long. The record is from the annotation of a GenBank genome assembly. NCBI's taxonomy places the organism in Eukaryota, Viridiplantae, Streptophyta, Magnoliopsida, Gentianales, Rubiaceae.